Messenger RNA from Schistosoma rodhaini, 1683 nucleotides. The record is from the annotation of a GenBank genome assembly. NCBI's taxonomy places the organism in Eukaryota, Metazoa, Platyhelminthes, Trematoda, Strigeidida, Schistosomatidae.
CCUUAAACACACUUGACUUAUACAAAUAAUAUAUAUAAUAUGUAACAUUUAAAUACAUUACUACUGAUUGUUUAAAUGUGACCAUAAUAUAUAACCCUAUAAACAAUAAUAGAUUAUUGACAGACAAUAUAAAAAUGGUAAUGUAUCAGUAUUAGUAAGAAAGGUGAUUGUAUUCGAUUGGUUAAUGUUUAUGAUUGAAUUAAGCAUGUAUCUAAGAACUAAAUGGUUAUAUUUGAAAAUUCUAAACAAAAUGAAGCUCCUUCCGGUGUUAUGGCAAAUGAUCACAAGAAUACCAACACACAUAUUGAACCAUGUGGAGAAACGAUUAUAAACUUGUCAGUAUCAAACGACUCUAAUAACGAAAACUCUCAAACAACUAGUUCAAAUGCUCAGACUAAUCAUCGUUCAAACUAUUUCCACAAUGGAUCAUCUCCAUCUUCUGAUUCUCCAAAGCAUAACAAUAUUAAUAUCAGAUUAAGUAUUGUUACCAGGUCAAGUUCCCCGAAACCAUUUAAAUAUACAUUGAAGCUUAUUCCUCUACCACAAACAUCGAAUUCAACUUAUAUAGAAGAAAUAUAUGAAGUUAUCGAUAAUGAUAAUAAAUCAUUUAAUCAAAUGUCAAAUAUGAAACAAAUGUCAUCAGACAAAAGCUCAAAUAAAGUGGAUGAAACCUACUUACAUCUUGCAAAAGAAACUUGUGAUCAUUUGGACAAACAAAAAUCAAAUCGAAUUUUGAACAUUGAAUCACAUUCUCUGCCAUCGAAUUCUCUGAGAACCCAAACACAGGUGGAUGAAAAUCACUUACAUCUUGCAAAAGAAACUUGUGAUUAUCUGGAUAAGCAAAAAUCAAAUUGAAUUUUGAACAUUGAAUCUCAUUCUCUAUCACCAAAUUCUCUGAGAAUCCAAACACAGAAUAGUUCAAAUGAAUAGAAUAACAAUCAGCUUAGUCAUUUAUCAACGGCAUUAUACCUUGGUGAUUUAUUUCAAUUAUUUUCAGUUCUUCAGAUUGACGUACCUGAUGUAUAAUGCUUAAUUAACCAUUCACUGUGAAUAAACAAUUUAUACGACAUAUUUAGAUCCUUUUCAAUGAUUAAAUAAACUUUAUAAAAUGGAAAAUUCAUAGUUAUUAUUUUAGUGGCCCUUAAUUUGACUCCAAUUUGAUUGUUUCUGAUUGUCAUCGUAUGACUGUUGUCAAAAUGUAACUCAAGAAAAAUGAAUAAAUUGGACUGUUCGGAAGCCAGAAUAAGUGAUGUGGGCAAUAUUCUGAGCUUUUGUCUUCUUAAUAAAUCCGUGAAGUAGUUGCCGUACUCGGACGUUCAUCUUAACUCUCUUUCUCGUUCUCUCUACUCCAUUCUCGAUUACCUGUACACUAAGUCGAGUAUGUAAACUGAUGAUUGAAAAAUAAGUUCAAUUAAUUACAAUAACUGCUAUCACUAGUUCAUAUGGAUGCUAGGAAAUGAGAGUGUUAUAUCCUGAAGAGAAUUGUGAAUGGUAACUUUGAGAACUAUUUAUGGACCAAUAUGAUGUGUAUAUUUCCUAUUGUAUAAUUGUUAAGUAACUAAACUAUUCAUAUUCGCGCUCCUCUUAUGAUAAGCUUUAUUUUGACCUAUAGACUAUUAUUAUACGAUUCAAAAUUCUUGAGUUAUACCCAGUCUAUUGAUUACUGUUCCCCCUAUUCACAGC